AUGUAAGAAUUUUUGAUUUAUGUCAAGGUUGAAAAAACAAAACUAGAAAUGCUAUUCUUGGUUGAUGUGGAAAGGAAAAAAACAGAGACAAAUAAAUAAAUUAUUCAUUAAGCAUUUCUAGAAUCUCAAGACCUACUAAAUGAAGCAAAUAAUAAAAAGUUAGCAAUAAUAUAAUAAUAAAAUGAAGGCACUUUAUAACAAAUAAUACAAAAUAAUCAAUAAGAAAUAAUAAAAUUGCAUAAAUAUUAUGAGUAAUAGAUUGAAAAGAUCAAAUAAUAGUAUGCUUCAAAAGAGGAAGAAGAAAAAUUUAAUUAUUAAAAUAGCUUAUAAUAGUUAAAGAUUUAGAUUUAGACUAAUUUUGAGUAUCAACUUGAACAAUAUAGAUAAUAAUUUUUAAGAGAAAGAAAUGAAAUCAAUGAAAGACACACUUGGGACAUUUAGAGAAUAAAAGAAAAAAAUGAGUAAUAAAUAAAAAUUAUUUUUGAUAGACUCAGUAGAGAAUACGACACAAAAAUGAAUGAUUAACUUUAUUAACUAACAAGUAGUUAUGAAUGCAAGAUUGAUCAACUAAAACAAUAACUUACUCACAUUGAAUAAUAAAGGUAGGUUUUAGAUGAUCAACUUCGAAUAAUACAAAAAUAAAAUAGUGAUAAAAUAGAAAAAUAAGAAAGGACUUAUUCAAAUGCUUCAGUUUAAGCUUCAACCCUUUUGAAAGAUUAAGAUAUUUAAACGGAAUAAUAUAUUCAUAUGAUUGAACCUUUAUAUUGUACUAAUUAUGAAGAGAUCAUAACAAAGAACAACUAACUGAAACAAUUGAAUUUUGAUUUAACAUCUUAGAAUUAGGAUUUAAAGGCCAAUAUUCAAUUUUUAGAAUAAUUAGUGAAUAAAUACUAAAAUUUAUUUGAUUGA
Paramecium tetraurelia is the source of this 909-nucleotide messenger RNA. RefSeq lists its product as uncharacterized. The transcript is spliced from 2 exons. NCBI's taxonomy places the organism in Eukaryota, Ciliophora, Oligohymenophorea, Peniculida, Parameciidae. The record is from RefSeq and is a predicted model, not a curated record.